Messenger RNA from Beta vulgaris subsp. vulgaris (sugar beet), 1478 nucleotides. Its product is annotated as vacuolar protein sorting-associated protein 32 homolog 2. The record is from RefSeq and is a predicted model, not a curated record. Lineage: Eukaryota; Viridiplantae; Streptophyta; Magnoliopsida; Caryophyllales; Amaranthaceae. The transcript is spliced from 7 exons. Gene Ontology annotation, cellular component: multivesicular body; ESCRT III complex; cytoplasmic side of plasma membrane. Bases 340 to 999 code for a protein of 219 amino acids. Gene Ontology annotation, biological process: late endosome to vacuole transport via multivesicular body sorting pathway; vesicle budding from membrane.
CUAAUUCAAGUAUCCAACCCUUCGUUCUUUAUAGCAACCGAUGACGAGGAACAGAAAACCUGUCUUAUACUUCUCUACUUUGCUUUUUUGUUUUGGUUAGCCAACCAAUCUAACCCAGAAUUGAUAAUCCCACUCUUCAAUUCCCUCAAAAUUUUUCUUCCAAAAUUCAUUUCCACUAUUUUCAGAUAUUUCAUCACUAAAAUCUCCUCGAGUUAACCUAAUCACUCCAUUCUUAUUUCCUCUCGGAAAAAAACCUAAUCAAUCAACUUUACGCGGUUUCAUUCUCCGAUCUUUUUCGUUUCCUCGUAAUUUUUUAGCGAUCACCCAUUUUCGUUAAAUAUGUUUACAAGGGUUUUCGGUAAACCUAAGGAAGGAACAACGAGUGCUGUUGCAACGUUAGACAAAUUGAGUGAGACACUCGAAAUGUUGGAAAAAAAAGAACAGGUGCUUUUGAAGAAGGCUGGUGCUGAGGUUGAAAAGGCCAAGGAGUUCACUAGAGCAAAGAACAAACGUGCUGCUAUAACUUGUCUGAAGAGGAAGAGGCUAUACGAACAACAAAUAGAGCAGCUUGGAAACAUGCAGUUGCGAAUUCAUGAUCAGAUGAUACUGCUUGAAGGGGCAAAGGCAACAACAGAGACUGUCGAUGCAUUGAGGUCUGGUGCCUCGGCUAUGAAGGCCAUGCAAAAGGCAACAAACAUCGAUAAUGUGGAUAAAACUAUGGACGAGAUCAAUGAGCAGACAGAGAACUUAAAACAAAUACAGGAAGCUCUCUCUGCUCCAAUCGGUGCAGCAGCUGACUUUGAUGAGGAUGAACUGGAAGCAGAGCUUGAAGAGCUAGAAGGUGCUGAAUUGGAGGAGCAACUUAUACAGCCAGCUACUACUGCUCCUGCUGCACCAGUGCAUGCUCCUGCUGGAAAACAACCUGUACGCCCUGCACCUCGGAAGAAUACUGCUGAAGAGGAUGAGCUCGCCGCGUUGCAAGCAGAGAUGGCACUGUAGAGAGCAUGUGGCGACUACUUACGAGGCAGGAGGGGGAUAGGGCAAAUACAAGAGGUCGAUGUCGAAUAAGUAACAGGGGAAUGACAAAGAUAUUGCCGGAUAACAUCUUCCUAACCCUUACUAGUGAGCAGGUGAAGCCAUGAAGGUCGAUUGUCAUGAAAGAGAGGGAAGUUGCGAAAGGGAAGACUAGCAGAUGAGGGUUCACGUCUCAUUCCCUUUGGUUGAUCUUCAGAAAAAACUGCAUACCCUGAAUGAUAUGCUAAUGUUCAAUUUUUUUUUUUUCAUUCUUAUAAUCUCCUCCCUUUCACUCAUGCAUGCUUGUAUAUAUGUGACAGAGACAUAUAGGCUUAGCCAUGCCCAUCUGGCUGACAUAGAUAGUAAGCCUUGUUUUUUCUUUGUUGAUGGUAGACUGGUAGUGUUCCUUUCCUGUUAUGCUGUAUGGGUUUAGUAAAAUGUCGGAGGAGCUGUCUAUUAUACUA